UUUUUUAAAAAGCAAUGCCGUCCUUAAAUAAGAAUUGGCAGCAGAUUAUUUGUUAUUUCUCUUUUUUUGUAAGUUAUGGGUCUUUGUGGCCACCUUUUUAGUAUUUUGCAUCAUGUUGUCAAAAUGUCUUAUCUACAUUCUUAGAUCGACCCAAACCAGUGCAGAUGUUUGUUUGUUUUUAAGGCUGCUUAUGCAUUACAUUUCUAUUUAAACCUUUUGUGCAUGACAUCGAGAGCUGAUGGGGGCUCUCAUUUAAGGCAUUUCUGUAUGUGGCUUUUUGUAAUAAAUAAUAAUUUGGACACUUUUUCCUGUUUUUUGUUUUACAGUUCUCCAGCAACCAGCCUCCCAGAGAAUGUGUGCAGGCUCUUCGUGUCGACCUGAUCAGCAGGUGAAAGCUCAGUACAAAGAAACAGCCACUGAUCUUUGUGGCGACCGACUCCUGAAGACAUUACUUGCUCCCAUAACUGUCACCUCUGCAACUUUCUUACAGCAAGUCCUCACAGCUGGACAGAAGAGCCACAUUUGCAGUGCAGCAAAUAUGUGCAGCACAGAGCGCAUGAGAUGGCAGAUGAAGAAACACUACCUCAAUGUGCUGCAUGCAUGCAUCCAGUCAGGUGUGUAUGCUCGUCCCUGGAACACAAACCCCACUGCUGUUUAUCUUGUCUUUUGUUUGUGUCCUUUAGGUCAGAGUGACCCCUGCAAGAGGAAGCAUGUGGAUCAGAACAGAACGCUCACAAAGGAUGUGCAGAAGGACACAUGGUGGACAAACAAGCCACAACCACAGAGGGAAUGCAGGAAAAGGGCUCACUCUGACCUGGUUCUUCCAAAAAUUUCCAAAAGAUAAUGAUAAAAGUUCAGGUUUUGUUGGUCUUGGUGACUAUACAAACAGUGGUGACUUUUUUUUUGUUUUGUUUCUGCAGAAAGCCGUAAUUUCUCAAACUUCAUAAUAAAAUAAAUGUGUUUCUCUAUUUACAAUCUGAUUGUAUUACUAUAAAAGGCAUUUUUGAAUGCAGAGAGAUGGUUC
Molecule: messenger RNA, 1024 nt
Organism: Oryzias latipes (Japanese medaka)
Lineage: Eukaryota; Metazoa; Chordata; Actinopteri; Beloniformes; Adrianichthyidae
Source: RefSeq, a predicted model, not a curated record